AUGAUACUACCAGUUCUGCCACUCCUUCUAGGACUUUUUGUAUCUGUCCAGUGUGGCAAGUUCCCACCAUCGGAAUACGAAGAGUGCAGCAAUGCAACUAUUGGCGGUAAACCCAUCGACAUAGCGGAGGCACCGUGGAUAGCUUCCAUUUCGAUCAGGGAGAAGGCCAAGUGCGGCGGCGUUAUCUACGAUCUUAGCCAUGUGAUAACAGCAGGAAAAUGUGUAGAUGGAUAUCUGAACAGAGCGGUCAGGGUGCGGGUCGGUAGCACCACUCGCAGUAAAGGUGUCACCGAAGUUGAGGUCUGCAACAUCACCGUUCACGAAAAGUUCUCACCGCAAUCCAUCAACUACAACCUGGCCAUGCUGAAGUUGUGCACUCCUCUUAAAGAAUCCAAAAGGAUCAAGCCAGCCGUGUUGGCUACCGAAACACCCGCUGAUGGCACACAGAUCUCAAACUUCGGCUGGCCAUCCUUAAGGUGGUGGCUCCUCUACUGGCGCGAGUGUCUGGAGGAGGACGCCCACAAUCUGCAGAAGGCCGAGGUGGCGAUGUAUGGUCAAACGGAGUGCACCCGAAAAUGGCCAAGAAAAAAAGUUAGUCCCCGUAAGACGAUCACGGAAAAGAUGAUCUGCACGGAGAAGGCCGCUAAGGGUACCUGCUCCUUCGACAUGGGCACACCUUUAGUCCACAAUGGCAAAGUUAUCGGCAUCUUGACCCGAGGUGGCUGCACCAAGCGUCCCGAUGUGUAUACCAAUCUCGUCAAGCAUAAGCAUUGGAUAGAGAAAAAUGUAGAGUAACUGCAGUGUCUU
Messenger RNA from Drosophila eugracilis, 807 nucleotides. RefSeq names its product trypsin iota-like. NCBI's taxonomy places the organism in Eukaryota, Metazoa, Arthropoda, Insecta, Diptera, Drosophilidae. The record is from RefSeq and is a predicted model, not a curated record. Gene Ontology annotation, biological process: proteolysis. The transcript has a single exon. Gene Ontology annotation, molecular function: serine-type endopeptidase activity. Bases 1 to 795 code for a protein of 264 amino acids.